AUGAAUGACGUGAAGCUGGCUGUCUUGGGUGGUGUAGGAACAGGCAAAUCUGCCCUUACAGUAAGGUUCCUUACCAAGAGAUUCAUUGGAGAAUAUGCAUCCAAUUUUGAAUCUAUCUACAAUAAAUAUUUAGAUUUCGAAGGAAAGCAGCUGAAUCUGGAAAUACAUGAUCCUUGUUCUCAACCACAGAAAGCAAAAUUCUCCCUCACGAGGGAGCUCCAUUGGGCCGAUGGCUUUGUCAUUGUGUAUGAUAUCAGUGACAGGUCGUCUUUUGCUUUUGCGAAAGCACUGAUCUACAGAAUCCGGGAGCCACAAACUAGUCAUUGUAAAAGAGCUGUGGAAUCAGCAAUGGUUUUGGUUGGCAAUAAGCAAGAUCUGUGCCACAUGAGAGAAGUUGGCUGGGAAGAGGGGCAAAAGCUGGCCCUAGAUCACCGGUGCCAAUUCUGUGAGCUGUCUGCGGCCGAGCAGUCUCUGGAGGUAGAAUUGAUGUUUCUCAAAGUUAUCAAGGAUGUGCUGACAAACUCCAAACUCAAAGAAAAAAGAAGACCAAGUGGAUCUAAAUCCAUGGCCAAAUUAAUCAAUAAUGUGUUUGGAAAGAGAAGGAAAUCUGUGUAGGGGAUUUGUCAUGUCACAGAAUUUUAAAG
Echinops telfairi (small Madagascar hedgehog) is the source of this 644-nucleotide messenger RNA. RefSeq names its product RERG like (gene RERGL). NCBI's taxonomy places the organism in Eukaryota, Metazoa, Chordata, Mammalia, Afrosoricida, Tenrecidae. The transcript has 5 exons. Bases 1 to 615 code for a protein of 204 amino acids. Gene Ontology annotation, molecular function: GTPase activity; GTP binding. The record is from RefSeq and is a predicted model, not a curated record.